This is a messenger RNA of Rotaria sp. Silwood1, 1008 nucleotides long. Lineage: Eukaryota; Metazoa; Rotifera; Eurotatoria; Philodinida; Philodinidae. The record is from the annotation of a GenBank genome assembly.
AUGGCAACAAAUCCAAUAAAUGAUGAAGAAAUUACAUCGAACACCAAUGAUAAAAUUGAAAAUUCUUCAUUAACAAAUGAUGAAAAUAAUUUAAAUAAUAAAGAUAAUCCAUUCCAUUUACUUGAAGGUCGAUGGACAUUUUGGUAUACACACCGGCCAACUACAUUUCGCAAUAGUGCAGUUAAUUAUGAUUCUUGUUUAAAAAAACUUGGUACAUUUGGUUCCAUUGAAGAAUUUUGGUUUUAUUAUGAUCAUAUGAAAUUUUCUUCUGAACUUCCAUUUUAUAGUGAUAUUCAUUUAUUUAAAGAAAAUUUAAAACCAAUGUGGGAAGAAGAAGGAAAUCGUCUUGGUGGUAAAUGGAUAUUACGAUUAAAAAAAGGUUUAUCUACACGUUUAUGGGAAUUACUUGUUUUGGCUGUUAUUGGUGAACAAUUUAAUGUUGGAAAAGAAAUAUGUGGAAUUGUUUGUUCAAUUCGACCACAAGAAGAUCUUAUUAGUGUAUGGACGAAAACAGCUAAUAAUCAAUUAGUUACACAAAGAAUUAAAGAAAUAAUGAAAAAAGUUCUUAGUUUACCACAAGAUUGUCCAAUAGAAUACAAGACACAUAAUGAUUCAUUACGUGAUAAUUGUAGUUAUCGUAAUACAGAUCGUAUGACUGAUAAUUUUUUUCAAGCAGUAAAUCCUUUAUGGUAUAUAGCUUGUGAUGGUGGUCUUAUAAAAUUAGCUAUUCUUACAUUUUGGCCAAAUAUAAUGCCAUAUGAUUAUUUUGGUGUAUGGGGUCAAUUUAUAAAAAAUUUAGCAUAUAAUUAUCAUUAUUUACUUGUAUUUAUUUUUUGGAUUGCUAUAUUUUUACAUGUAUUUGAAGCAAUAGUUGCUCUACGUUUAUGUAAAAAAUUACAUAUUGAUUUCACUAAUACAUGUCGAUGGUUUCUACAAACAUUAUUCUUAGGUUAUGUUUCAUUGGGUAUAUUAAGACAAUAUGGAGCAAAAAAACGACGACAAUCAUAA